ACUUACCCUUUUUCUCUCUCUCAUGUCCUUUUUAUUCUAUACUUUUAUACUCUUCAAUUAUAUCUCUUUCUCCCCAUCAUAUCUAUGAACUUUUUUCCUCCCCUAUCUAACUCAUCAUCCACCCCCAACCUCUUAACCUCACUCUGCACUUUUUGCCUUUUCCUUUUUAAGUGCAUAUAUAUACACAUCUCUAUCUAUAUAUAUAUAUAUAUAUAUAUAUAUAUAUACUCAAUUCCUAAGUUCCUCUACAUCAAACAUAGACAUUCACUUGCCUCCCCACCCCACCCCCAAAAAACCAAGAAAAUAUGGCUCAAGUUCAAGAAAGUCGCAUCUCACAAGGCAUCAAGUUGUUUGGUGCAACAAUACAAGUUCAAGCAAAACAAGCUGCAAAAGGUCUUGAUCAUCAUCAACAACCAAACAAAGUUGAUCAUGAUCAUGAUAUUGAUGAAGAUCAAGAAAAAAAGCCAGACAAGAUCAUCCCUUGCCCUAGAUGCAAAAGCAUGGAAACCAAGUUUUGUUACUUCAACAACUACAAUGUUAACCAACCAAGACACUUUUGCAAAGGUUGUCAAAGGUACUGGACGGCCGGUGGGGCCUUACGGAACGUGCCCGUAGGAGCCGGCCGUCGCAAGGCCAAGCCGCCUUGUGGCGGCAGCGACGGCGACAUGGCUGCCGGAUUAUCAGAUGGUUGCUUCUUUGAUGUUACUAAUCAUGGGAAUAUUCACCAGCUUGACUUUGAUGGAGUGGUGGCUGAGGAAUGGCAUCUUUUUCCGGCGGCCAAGAGGAGGAGGAGCACCUCCGGUAGCCAAUCUUGUUGAUUCUCUAUUUGUCUUGUAGUGCUAAAUUAUUCUAUGUGGAAUUAGUAAAUGAAAAAAUAAUGGAAAGAGAAAAAAAUACAAAAAAAUAAAACAUUUGCAGGCCGACUUUGCUUCCUUGAUUGUAUAUAAAAGCUGUCUUUAAUUAGUUAUUAAACAAAGUAGUCUUAAUUACUUACUUAA
This is a messenger RNA of Nicotiana tabacum (common tobacco), 998 nucleotides long. Its product is annotated as dof zinc finger protein DOF1.5-like. Gene Ontology annotation, biological process: regulation of DNA-templated transcription. Lineage: Eukaryota; Viridiplantae; Streptophyta; Magnoliopsida; Solanales; Solanaceae. Gene Ontology annotation, molecular function: DNA binding; DNA-binding transcription factor activity. The record is from RefSeq and is a predicted model, not a curated record.